UUCGAGUUCGCAUCCGAGUGCUCUGUGUUCUCCCCAGAUCGUACUUUGACAUAUGGCACCAUCCUUAUCUGUACAAUACACAAUGGACCACACAUAAUAGUUAUUUUAAAAAAAGUGGUGAUUUUAGUUGAUUAUCGAACGGAGAAACGACAAGGAUAUUGUUAUAAGUCAUGGAAGCUUUAAGAGAAACCCUUGAUGAACACGAUGAAAAAAGUGUGGAUAAUCCAGUUUAUUUGGCUGUAACGGACAACGUGCCACACAAUCUAAACCUGGAUUUAGAAAACCCGAACAAUCCUAAAAACACAUAUUUAACACCCAGUUCUACGACAGAAUUAGAACCCAAAGUUCAUGUUUAUAAGGUGUACAAACGAAGGUGGCUGAUUCUGGGUAUAUUCGUUUUAUAUUCGGCUGCAAAUGCAUUGCAAUGGAUUCAAUACUCGAUUAUAGCAAAUAUUGUACAAAAGUAUUAUGGGAUAUCAAGUACUCUAGUCGAUUGGACCUCGAUGAUUUAUAUGAUUGUAUAUAUACCUCUAAUCUUUCCUGCUAGUUGGCUGCUUGAUAAAAUGGGUCUCCGCGUAGCAGCUACAUUAGGAGCAUGUGGAACAUGUUUAGGCGCUGUGAUAAAAUGCUUUUCCGUCUCUCCAAACAUGUUCUGGCUAGGCUUUAUUGGACAAUCAACCACUGCUGUAUCGCAGAUAUUUAUAUUAUCACUACCGGCCAGGCUUGCUGCUGUAUGGUUUGGUCCAAAUCAGGUUUCCAGUGCCUGCAGCAUCGGUGUUUUUGGAAAUCAGUUAGGUGUCGCUGUAGGAUUUUUACUACCUCCGCUUUUAGUGAAAAAUCAUGAUGAUCUGGAAUUAAUUGGAAGAGACCUGCAAAAUAUGUUUUACUUAGUAGCUGGUUUUUGUGGAUUGCUAUUGCUUCUAGUAAUAUUCUUGUUCAAAGCAGAACCACCAACUCCACCAUCAGCAGCUCAGGAUAAAGAGCUAAUUGGGAUUAAUAUCGAAGCUGAACAUAGUUUUGCAACAUCAGUCAAAAGGCUACUUACGAAUGUGGGAUAUGACUUGUUACUCGGUUCAUAUGGAAUUAAUGUUGGUGUUUUCUAUGCGCUCUCUACAUUAUUGAAUCAGAUUGUUUUGCAAUAUUAUCCGGGUCAUGAGGAAGAUGCUGGAAAAAUAGGUCUGACCAUCGUUUUAGCUGGUAUGCUGGGCUCUGUAGUUUGCGGAGUGGUUUUAGAUAAGACUCAUAGAUUCAAGGAAACAACAUUGGCGGUUUAUGGGUUUAGUAUGGUUGGCAUGGUCGUAUAUACAUUCACUCUGAGCUGUGGUUAUAUUAGUGUUGUUUACAUUACAUCAGGUCUUCUUGGGUUCUUCAUGACUGGAUAUUUGCCAGUUGGGUUUGAAUUUGGAUCCGAACUAACAUAUCCCGAGCCCGAGGGAACUUCAGCUGGAUUGCUGAAUGCCGCUGCACAGACUUUCGGCAUUUUGUUCACAAUGGCCUACGCAAAACUUCUGGAUGGUUUCGGCGACAUGGUGGCCAAUCUGUCAUUAAGCUUCAUGCUUUUGGUGGGAACCAUAAUGACAGCAGCAAUAAAGUCAGAUUUACGUCGGCAAAAAGCCCACAAUUUAGCUGAAUAAAUUUUCAUUGGCGUAUGUAUAUAGAAUUUAAAAAAAUAUUUAAAUGAAAGUGCAAAGUAAGUACUAUGACAAUGAAAUACUAAGUUGCCAAAAUAUUAAUUAUUAUCGAUGUGCCGAUUUG
Ctenocephalides felis (cat flea) is the source of this 1755-nucleotide messenger RNA. RefSeq names its product feline leukemia virus subgroup C receptor-related protein 2-like. The transcript has 15 exons. Gene Ontology annotation, biological process: transmembrane transport; heme export. NCBI's taxonomy places the organism in Eukaryota, Metazoa, Arthropoda, Insecta, Siphonaptera, Pulicidae. Bases 171 to 1634 code for a protein of 487 amino acids. Gene Ontology annotation, molecular function: heme binding; heme transmembrane transporter activity. The record is from RefSeq and is a predicted model, not a curated record. Gene Ontology annotation, cellular component: membrane.